GAGCAGGUGGGGAAACAGCAGAAUCAGAUGUCUGAAUAAGAUAUUAAAUGACAUUCCUCAAUGUUACUGCUAUAAUGGAGCACGUGGGUUUCCAGGAAAUGGAGAAAACAUUUCAACAGCACACACUCUCAUGCUCCAGAGUUUAGAGCACUAGGAAAAUUCCUGUUCUGUAUGUCUUCGUUCUCUGCCUUUGAAAUGGGUAUAGUAAUAGACUAUCCCAUCAGGGUGAUGAGAGAAUGAGCAAAAUUGGUGCUGUGUGAUCAGUCACUCUGAGAUGAGUUUUGAAGUUUUAAAUUACCAUGUAAUCUAUAAAUGGAGAUCGUGAUCAUGGUUAUAUUUAUCGUUAGUUUUGUCCUGGGUAUGUAGUAGGUUGAUGGAUCAAAUUGCUGUUUACUGGUUUAGCAGAAAUCAAUAGUUUACCUAUAAUGUUAUCACCAAGGCUAAGCAGAAAUUUGAGUAUGGGAUUCCUUUAAAAAGUGAUGAUAUGAUUGGAAAUUUUCUUUAAACCCAAGAACUGCAUCAUGCAUUAUGGAAAACAUAUCAGGAAACUAAACAAGUUUGAUUUUGAUGUUAAUGCUGUAAUGGCUAGUUGCUUUAAGGUUGCUGUAAUAACAUGUUAAUUGUGGUUAUGAGUAACAAUUGUUGUUUGAAAUAUUACAAAACUAUUAAUGAGUAGUAACCUUGUGUACACUAAUUUUGAGGUUGAAGCUUGCUACGUGAGGGUAGUGUUUGUGUAAAUUUUGCACAGAAAUACCAAGCAACAGAGCUUAAGAUCACUUGGAGAAAAGGGUUUUUUCUAGUACUCUGAUAUUGCAAAGUGGGAGGUGCCAGACAAUAGGUGUCAGCACCGGUUCAGCUAUGCACAACCUCACUGAAAACAUAGAUUAAGGCAGCUGGUUUUAUGUAAAUUUGCUGUGAACUCUUAGCAAACUGAAAUACCUAUAAAGAAGGCUGAAAUGGUGUUUGAUACUAGUUAUGAAAUAGAUUUUCUAGGGUAUAGUCUGGGAAAACAGAAUAGAUGAAACAGAAGAUAAAAGCUGGUAAAAAUAAUGUAUGUAUUGUGUUCACUGUGAAAUGUUUCUGUAAUACUGAAGGAUUAUUUUUGAAAAUUCUAAUUUAAUUAGGCUCUGUUAUCUUGUUAAUUAUUCAGAGAGGUUCCUGAGAAGAAGACUUUGAUAUAGUGCUUUCCUAGGUAUUUAAAAGAAAUAAUUAAAAAACCUAAUAAAAAAAUAACUGAAACUGAAGAAGGAAAGCAAAAUCACAAGAAUCAAAAUGGAGCAGGCAGGAUAAGGUACAGUGCUGGGAAACUUCCAUGAGACUUUGGAACUGUGCUGCUUUGUGGUGGAAUUUUAAACUGGAAGUAGCUGUUUAGAUAUCUUGUUCAAUGAACCAAUGCCUGUCAUAUGGAUUCUGCCAUCACGUGGAUGAUUCUGCCAACAGUUUUGGAAGAAAUAAACAGGAAGGCUUCAUGCAAAAUAUGUGGUUGUGUAAUGGAGAAACCAGAAGAAACCACCACCAGGGAAAUGGAGGACAAAAAAAUCCUUGGUUUUUCUCUGUAUUUCACUGGCAACAUGCACCCAGGAGCCAGGAUAUGGGGAUUAAGCUAAAACAGGUGGUGGAAAAAGAUGUGGAUCCAGAAACAACCCUGCUAACUUAUCUACGGAGAAAAUUGGGCCUGUGUGGAACCAAACUAGGCUGUGGAGAAGGUGGAUGUGGUGCUUGCACUGUUAUGAUAUCCAAAUAUGAUCCCUUCAGGAAGAAAAUCCUCCACCAUACUGCCAAUGCUUGUCUCUUCCCUGUCUGUGCCCUGCAUCACGUGGCUGUAACUACUGUUGAAGGCAUAGGAAACACCAAAUCCAGGCUGCACCCAGCCCAGGAGAGAAUAGCCAAGAGUCAUGGGUCCCAGUGUGGCUUUUGCACUCCAGGCAUUGUCAUGUCCAUGUACACAUUGCUUCGGAACAACCCCGAGCCCCACAUGGAGGAUAUUGAAGAUGCUUUCCAAGGGAACUUGUGUCGGUGUACAGGCUACAGACCCAUUCUGGAAGGAUACAGGACAUUUGCUAAAGACAUGAAUUGCUGUGGCAAAGUUGCCAAUGGCACUGGAUGCUGUCGUAGUGGGAAGGAAAAUACCAUGAAUGGGGGCUGCUGUGGAGGCAAGGCCAAUGGUCCAGGCUGCUGCAUGAAUGGAAAAGAGGACAGUGUGACAAUGACCUCCUCCAGCCUGUUCAAUUCUUCUGAGUUUCAGCCACUGGAUCCCACACAGGAGCCAAUCUUCCCACCAGAGUUAAUGACCCAGAGUAACAAACAGCAGAAGCAGAUGUGUUUCAAAGGCGAGCGUGUGAUGUGGAUCCAGCCCACGACUCUCAAUGAACUGGUGGCUCUCAAAUCCCAGUACCCCAAUGCCAAACUCGUUGUGGGGAACACAGAAGUGGGUAUCGAGAUGAGGUUAAAGAACUUCCUGUAUCCAGUGAUAAUAGCACCAGCAUGGAUCCCUGAAAUGAAUGCUGUUCAGCACACUGAAACAGGGGUCACCAUCGGCGCUGCCUGUACGCUGAAGUCGGUAGAGGAGGUGAUGAGGAAGGCAGUGGCAGACCUUCCUCCCUACAAAACAGAGAUUUUCCAGGCUGUCCUGGAGCAGCUGCGCUGGUUUGCAGGGCCUCAGAUCAGGAAUGUUGCUGCUAUUGGUGGGAACAUAAUGACAGCAAGCCCAAUUUCUGACUUAAAUCCUGUGUUAAUGGCAAGUGGAAGCAAACUGACUUUGAUAUCAAAAGAGGGCAAAAGGACAGUCACCAUGGAUGAGAAGUUUUUCACUGGCUACAGAAAGACAAUAGUUAAGCCUGAAGAAAUACUUCUCUCUGUUGAAAUACCCUACAGCAAAAAGGGUGAAUACUUCUCAGCUUUCAAGCAGGCUUCCCGUCGUGAGGAUGACAUUGCUAUUGUGACCUGUGGGCUGAGAGUCCUGUUCCAAGAUGGCGCAAGCAGAGUGCAGGAGAUAAAACUAAGCUAUGGAGGAAUGGCUCCUACCACUGUCCUGGCACUAAAAACUUGCAAGGAACUCACUGGCAGAGACUGGAAUGAGAAGCUGCUGCAGGAUGCCUGUCGCCUGCUGUCGGCCGAGAUGGAUCCGUCUCCCUCAGCUCCUGGCGGCAUGGUGGAUUUCCGACGCACCCUCACCCUCAGCUUCUUCUUCAAGUUCUACCUGACAGUCCUUCAGAAACUGAGCAAGAGUGGCACUAAAACUAUGUGUGAGCCUGUCCCUUCAAACUACAUCAGUGCUACAGAGCUGUUUCACAAAGAUCCCAUUGCAAAUGCCCAGCUCUUCCAAGAAGUGCCCAAGGGGCAGGCAGUGGAGGACAUGGUGGGCAGGCCUCUGGUGCACGUUUCAGCAGCCAAACAAGCCACUGGAGAGGCUGUGUACUGUGAUGACAUCCCUCACCACGAGAACGAGCUGUACCUGACGCUGGUGACCAGCACCAAGGCCCACGCUAAGAUCCUUUCUAUAGAUGCAUCUGAAGCUCAGAGUGUUCCUGGGUUUGUGUGUUUUGUCUCUGCCAAGGAUGUUCCUGGCAGUAACGUCACUGGCAUCGCUAAUGAUGAGACUGUCUUUGCUAAGGAUGUGGUCACCUGUGUGGGCCAUAUCAUCGGUGCAGUCCUGGCAGACACACAGGAGCAUUCCAGGAGAGCAGCUAAAGCUGUGAAGGUCAAGUAUGAAGAACUUGAACCUAUUGUCACAAUUCAGGAAGCGAUUGAGAAAAAAUCUUUCUUUAAGGAUAUAAAGAGGAUUAAUAAGGGAGAUGUGAAGAAAGGAUUUGAAGAAUCUGAUCACAUUUUGGAGGGAGAGAUGUACAUUGGUGGUCAGGAGCAUUUCUACCUGGAAACUCACUGUACUUUGGCUGUGCCAAAGGGAGAAGAUGGUGAGAUGGAACUCUUUGUGUCAACUCAAAACCCAAUGAAGACACAGGAGUUUGCUGCCAAUGCACUGGGAGUGCCUUCAAAUCGGGUUGUGGUUCGAGUGAAAAGAAUGGGAGGAGGAUUUGGAGGAAAAGAGACUAGGAGUACUAUUUUGACAUCUGUAGUGGCUGUUGCAGCCUUCAAAACUGGCCGUGUGGUGCGCUGCAUGCUGGAUCGAGAUGAGGACAUGCUGGUCAGUGGUGGCAGGCAUCCCUUCCUGGGCAGGUACAAGGUUGGCUUCAUGAAGAAUGGGAAAGUCAAGAGUCUGGAGGUGUCAUACUACAGCAAUGGGGGCAACUCUGUAGACCUCUCUCAUGGUGUGAUGGACAGAGCCCUGUUACACUUGGACAACUCCUACAACAUCCCCAAUGUCAGCAGCGUGGGCAUCGUCUGCAAGACCAACUUGCCUUCCAACACAGCCUUCCGUGGCUUUGGAGGGCCCCAGGGAAUGAUGAUUGCUGAGUGCUGGAUGAGUGACGUGGCUCGGAAGUGUGGCCUGCCCCCUGAGGAGGUGAGGAAGCUCAAUCUGUACCAUGAAGGAGACACAACUCAUUUCAACCAAAAGCUGGAGGGAUUUACUCUGCAAAGAUGCUGGGAUGAAUGUUUGUCCAGCUCUGGCUAUCACGCCAGGAAGAAACUGAUUGAAGAAUUUAACAAGCAGAACCGCUGGAAAAAGAGAGGGAUGAGCAUCAUUCCUACCAAAUUUGGCAUCAGUUUCACUGUCCCAUUUCUGAACCAGGCUGGAGCCCUGCUCCAUGUGUAUACAGAUGGCUCUGUGUUACUUACACAUGGUGGGACUGAGAUGGGUCAAGGACUUCACACCAAGAUGAUUCAGGUUGCUAGCAGGGCCCUGGGAGUCCCCACCUCCAAAAUUUACAUCAGUGAGACCAGCACCAACACUGUCCCAAACACGUCCCCGACAGCCGCUUCCGUCAGCGCGGACAUCAACGGAAUGGCCGUCUAUAAUGCGUGUCAGACUAUCCUAAAAAGACUCGAGCCAAUCAAGCAGUCUAAUCCCAAAGGAUCCUGGGAAGACUGGAUUAAAACUGCCUAUGAGAGCUGUGUCAGCCUGUCAGCCACGGGCUUUUAUAGAAUUCCUGAAGUUGGCUACAACUUUGAAAAGAAUGAAGGGAAACCAUUCUCCUACUUCAGCUAUGGAGUUGCCUGCUCUGAGGUUGAGAUAGAUUGCCUGACAGGUGACCACAAGAACAUUCGCACAGACAUUGUUAUGGAUGUUGGUACCAGUCUGAACCCAGCCAUAGAUAUAGGACAGAUAGAAGGAGCCUUUGUCCAGGGAAUUGGGCUCUUCACCAUGGAGGAGCUGCGUUACUCUCCUGAAGGGAACUUGUACACUCGAGGGCCUGGCAUGUACAAAAUCCCAGCAUUUGGAGACAUCCCAACAGAAUUCAAUGUGUCCCUUCUCCGUGACUGCCCCAACAGCAAGGCAGUUUACUCAUCCAAGGCUGUGGGAGAGCCACCCCUGUUCCUGUCUGCCUCAGUGUUUUAUGCCAUUAAAGAUGCCAUCUACUCAGCAAGGAAGGACUCUGGCCUGACAGAGUCAUUCAGGCUGGACAGCCCUGCCACCCCAGAGAGGAUCCGCAAUGCCUGUGUGGACAUCUUCACCAAAAUGUGCCCUUCUGCUGAGCCAGGGACCUUUAAGCCAUGGUGUGUGCGUGUGUAGGAGGAACGCUUGAGGAGCAAACUCUGCUGAAACUGAGCUUACAUCAGAGGAACCACAAGGCAGUAGGACUAUAAUGGAGAAGAAAAACCAACCUGUGUUCAUGUGGCUCACCCACUGAUUCAUGGAGCUUUCACAUUUAAUUGUCCAAUCAUUAUUUUCUCUAUGAGAGGAAAUUGCUGCCAGAUUAUAGCUGUGAUGUAAAUUCAAAUGAAGACUAAGUUCAAAGUGAUGUUAUCCAGGUGUAAUUGAAAAAUCUUAGAGAUUUCAUAUAAAAUUGCUGCAAGGAUACUUGUUACCAGCUAAUGUGAAAUAGCAGAGCAGUUGUUUCUUUUUUUUCCUGCUAUGGGGAAAAGAUGUAUCACCUUGUGCUGCUAUGCCAAGAAAGACUGAAAUGUGUUGAUCCCAGACAUAAUCCUCUAGCUGAGAUGGGGGAAGGUGUUAAAAGGUGUUGAGGGCUGUACCCUGCUGUGUUCCCUCUGCCCACAAAGCCAGCUAUACCCUAGAGGAAGAUGAGCAGGACUUUUGGUGUUGGCUAAUGAAGAUGGUCUUACCUGUGUAACAAAAGUGUUUCAGAGGAAAAGGCUAGAAUGUGACCAACAACUGAUUUAUCCCAAGUUCAAUGACUGUUGCUUGUUCAAUGACUGCACCUGGGCUUUAAUGAGAUUUUAGUUCAAAUGCUACCUUGUCUUCUCUGAUUAAAGAUAAAAACUAAAUACA
Molecule: messenger RNA, 6349 nt
Organism: Zonotrichia albicollis (white-throated sparrow)
Lineage: Eukaryota; Metazoa; Chordata; Aves; Passeriformes; Passerellidae
Source: RefSeq, a predicted model, not a curated record